AUGCCUGAAUCAAACCAUGAGAGAUCGCAGCAAUAUCCUGAAACCUUAAAAACACAGUUCUCUACUUCACUCUUAAAUCCAAAUCAGCAAAUUGAUUCAGUUGAAAAAAAAGAUAAUGAAGACUUAAGAUUAAGACCAGAGAAAACCAAGUUCAGCCAAAACAUGUCGACUGCCAAUACGAGUGAAGGGCAAUCCUGCGAGACGUCUGAUGAUAGUUUGGGAUCUUCUGUUGAUUUUAGGGGCGGCCAGAGAAUAAAACUAACGAGCCACGAGGUGAAAUUAAUUUUAUACCUUAUUGUUGAAGUAAAGCCAUUCAAAUAUAUUGGUAAAAGGUCAGUGAGCCAGUCAAAGAAAUGGGAGCUAAUACAAAAAGAAUUCUCAGACACAUUCAAGGAAAAAUCUAAUGAGAGAAAUGUUGUUCCUACUGUGAGGACAUUACAAAGGCAGUUAGCGAACGCAAUUAAAAAUGCUAAAAAAAAGAGAGAAAAUCGGGUUAAUAAAUCGGAAAAAAGCCAUGAAGAAGACUUGGGAAUAAUUUUGAAUAGCUUAACGAGGGAAAGCUCGAAAAGUGACUUGGAGAAUGCGAUUCUUAUGCUUAAUGAAUUGAGUGAAAAUAUCAAGACCGGUAAAGGGGUCAGUCUUAUCUCUUCUGAUUCGCAUGACAAGAACAACUCUACCUUAGCGAGUCCGAAGAAUUAUGUUGUGCAUAAUAUGAGAGACCACACUACGAAUAGCCCUGUGGACUUAGUUUUUCGAAAGGUUGAAGAAACUAGAACCCAAAUCAAUAGCCUUAUGAGUCAACUUGCGUCUGAAGGAACAAAGACUGGGGAUCAUAGAAAACCUCAAUUGAUCGAACUACUUGAUACUUUACUUCAAGACAAUAUCAAGUUCCAACAAACUAAUGAAACAGAAAAUAAACGACUUAUUCAGAGUACACAGGAUAUUAUACGACACCAAUUGAAUGAAUGCUGCAAUAUUCUUGAGGCAAACAAUAGAUUUCAGGCUGAACAGCAUGAACAGAACAAUCAACUCUUAAGAGAAUUGCUUAGUAGGAUAAAAGAUAUAGAUGGUAAUAAAACUUUAAGAGAUGAUACCAUCCCAGGCAAUACAUUAAAUUCAAUCUUGCUGUCGCUGGUCACUGAUAAAUAG
This is a messenger RNA of Priceomyces carsonii, 1149 nucleotides long. RefSeq lists its product as uncharacterized. The transcript has a single exon. Lineage: Eukaryota; Fungi; Ascomycota; Pichiomycetes; Serinales; Debaryomycetaceae. Bases 1 to 1149 code for a protein of 382 amino acids. The record is from RefSeq and is a predicted model, not a curated record.